Cutaneotrichosporon oleaginosum is the source of this 1105-nucleotide messenger RNA. RefSeq lists its product as uncharacterized. Lineage: Eukaryota; Fungi; Basidiomycota; Tremellomycetes; Trichosporonales; Trichosporonaceae. The record is from RefSeq and is a predicted model, not a curated record. Gene Ontology annotation, biological process: transport. Gene Ontology annotation, molecular function: transmembrane transporter activity.
CGCGUUUGUACGAAGCGCUGUGCGUUUGCAUCUAUCCACUCAUUAUGUCCGACGACUUUCCCCUUCCCGAGCCCCCGUCGCGCAACAGCAACGUGUACGCUGUUGAGCUCGUAUCGGGCUCGUUUGGCGGUGCGGCACAGGUCAUUGUUGGACAGCCGCUCGACACGCUCAAGACUCGCGCGCAGACGGCCGCUCCGGGACGGUUCAAAAACACAUGGGAUAUCUUGCGGCAGACGGUCCGCAACGAGGGUGUGCUGGCACUUUACAAGGGCAUGAUGUCGCCUCUCUUGGGCGUAGCGGCCGUUAACUCACUCCUCUUCACCGCGUAUGGUACCGCGCGCCGCAUCGUAUCGCCGUACCCGGACCUGUCAAUCCCGCAGGUCAUGUUGGCGGGCGCAAUGGCGGGCGCGGCCAACGCCAUCCUCGCGUCGCCGGUGGAGAUGUUCAAGAUCCGCAUGCAGGGACAGUAUGGCGGGGCAGGGGACAAGAAGCUCAGCGGUGUCGUCGCGGACAUGUGGCGACAGUACGGGUUCCGCCAGGGUAUCAUGCGGGGAUACUGGAUCACCUUUAUUAAAGAGAUGCCCGCCUACGCGGGCUUCUACGGCUGCUACGAGAUGGUCAAGCGUUUCUGGGGCCGGCGGUUCGGCGGUGUCGAGCACGUGCCCGUUUGGGCGCUACUCACAUCGGGCGCGUGCGGCGGUAUCGGGUACUGGCUCGCGUCAUAUCCCCUGGACAUUGCCAAGUCGCGUAUCCAGCUCGCUGACAAGCCUCCCAUGAAGGGUCACUGGCUGUCGGGCGGCUACGUUGUGCAUGAGCUCAAGACGAUUGUGGCUGAAGGUGGCGUCAAGGCACUCUUCCGCGGCAUCGGGCCAAGUCUUGUGCGUGCGGUCCCCGCAGCUGGGUCGACCUUUGUCGCAUUCGAGGUCACGCGCGACUACAUCACACGCCACGGCCUCCUUUGAGCCUCUGGCAAUCCUAGAUACUGUAAUUUGCAUGUUGCACUAUUCAACAGCUUCGCGAUCACUACCUCUUCAUCUUAGUCAUGAGCAAGACACGACACAUGUGAAGCCUCGCCCCACAAUCUGACAGAGGGGGGGAGUCCAGG